Messenger RNA from Alligator mississippiensis (American alligator), 5541 nucleotides. RefSeq lists its product as uncharacterized. The transcript is spliced from 2 exons. The record is from RefSeq and is a predicted model, not a curated record. Bases 426 to 1802 code for a protein of 458 amino acids. NCBI's taxonomy places the organism in Eukaryota, Metazoa, Chordata, Crocodylia, Alligatoridae.
UCCCAGGGGCGGGGCUGGGCUUCCCAGCUGAUCACCAUCCUAGAGAAGAGCAGUUCCCAAAGAUGCUCCACUUUGGAUCUCUCAUUAGGUGAGGGUUAAUUUAUCGUGCAACCGGCCACUUCUAACAUGCUUUGCAGCCAUGCACUUCUGCACGGCACGGCUGUAGACUGCGUUCAGGGGGCUGAGUGCAUGAGUCACUUCUGUCAGUGCCCCCACAGUGCCAGGAGUUUGCCCAGCUACUGUCACUGCCAGCUUUUCCUCUGCUUGUGCCUGUGAGGUUUCUGUCCAGGGAGGACUCCUGGUUUAUUGACAUGGGACCCUGGCUUUGCUUUUCACCCCCACGACUUGGAGACUGAAUCUGGCUACAGGAAGCAUCACAGACCGAAGCCAUUUGAACGACUUGUGCAUAUUCAAAGGGUUGCACCAUGACAGCUGAGGAGGAGCCAUCUCACACCAUGAUGAAAUCUGAGCUGAGCUAUGAGGACGAGAGUAAGGUGCGUGAGGAGGCUGAGUUGCUGAUGAAGCCUGAGGCCGAUUGGGAGAAGUUCCUCCUGCCAGCCCCCAUCAUUGUUGCCUUGCUGGGACAGCUGGUGUGCAUCCCUGUAGAGAAAGGAGACUUCUCCAUCUGUGAGCAUGCCCCUAGUGGUGGGUACAGAUACUUCAAAGAGACUAAAUCCUUCAAGGUGUGCUUGCAGGAAGUGUGUGACAGAGUGUGGGAUGCCUUCCAGCUGGGCAGGAACAAAGCCACCCUGAUUCGCCGGCAGUUGAAGAACGUCCCCAGAAAGAUGGAAGACCUCAUCCAGGGUUUCCUUCAAGAUGUAAACAUGAAAAGGGACCCGUUUAUUGUGCAGAUUGAGGACAUGCAGAGAAAAGCGAAGGAGUGCAAGACUCUGGCUGAAGAAGCAAAGGCCAAGUUCAUGGGGCAAGAAGAUGUGUUGCAGGAGCUGUUUCAGGCCUGCCUAAAUGCCAGACAGGGCAAGAAUAAGGUGUUGGAGACUGUACAGACAGAGCUGAAAGAGGUGAAGAGCCAGAUGGAGCCUGCCAGGGAUGAACAGGACCGUGCUGAGCAGAAGCACGUGAAGUUGGAAGCCCAGGGAAAUGAGGCCCUGAAGACUUUUUUCAGUGACAUUGAGAAAAGACCCAGCUCUUUGGGCAUUGUCUGUGUGGAGAAAGACAAGACUCAUUUUAUGGAAAAACACAGCACGAAACUGGAGAGGAGCCAAGAGAUGCAAGAUAGGGCUUGGCAAGAGAUGGGAAGCAACUACGAGAGGAUGAAAGACCUGAACAAGAGGACUACAGAAAUCCAGUGCGCCAUGAAUCGGUGUGAGUUCAGGGAAAGGGAUUUGGAGAGGUGUGAUUCCAUCUUGGAAGAAGGACUGGAGGCCCUGAGGAACCUGCAUCAACAGUGGAAGAAGAUGGUGCAGUUCUUUCAGAUGAUCUCCAACCUGGUCGACUUCUGUCUCAACUGGCACAUCAGGGAGUGCCUGGACUCGGAUGAAAACCUCCAGCAGGUCACACGGGCAUUCAGUGCCAUCAGUGUGGUUCAGCUGGUACAGUUGAUCUCCCACACCUAUGUCACAAUAGUUCAAAAAUACCUGAUGGAGCUACUCAGACAAGUGGGGCGUCUCCUGGGUAAGGACCGUUCCAGUUUCCACGCUGAGAAAGCCCAGUUGGAUGGAGGCUGUGAGGGUGCCCGGGAGGCCCUCACCAGGCUGGUGGGGGAGCUGAAGGGCAACUUCCAGAGCGACCUCAGCACCAGGCUGGAGACCAUAGAGAAGGUGAAACUCAAACUGAACCCCUGAACUAGGGGGAGCUGGGACAAAAGAGUUGGUGCCUCACUGGGGUCCAAGCUAUCCUCCUGAAACAAGAAAAACUCCAUUAUCAAUGAUUUUCAUGCCUUUUUCUUUUGGAUGACCUCAACCAGCCAGUGCCUCAAAGGUCACUUUGGUAAAGCUCCAUUUAGCUCCAUAUCAGCUCUUGGAGAAGAUGAGAAGGGGGCCUGCAUGUUAGGACUAGAGAAGGACUGUACGUUUCAGUCUACAGCCCCUUCAGUUCUGAAUGUGGCCAGGUGUUAAGACUCCCAUCUACUCGCUUAUCAGAGGGUCCCUCAAAGGUAACUCCCAUCCUACUUCAACCCACCCAGUUAUUAAACCCAUUAAAGCAGUGCCUUCAAUUGGGCCACUGCAAAGCAGCUUCUGCCACCUGGGCUUAAUGUAGAAGCAUAUCAUCAACCAGAAGGAAUUGGACCUUUUGUGGGGCUAGGGAGAGGGACUGGCAAUCAGCAAAUGGAGUUGUUUCUCAUGGGUGUUCCCCAACAGGAUGGUGGAAGCCAGAUGGGACAGGGGUGGAGAAUGAAGAACCCUUGAACCAGAGUGCCCCAUGGGAAAAGCAGAAUUAUGAACCCCUGCAAGGGUGCGCUUAGGCUGAAUGGAGCCAGCUGAGCAGUGACUGGGUCAGGUCCAUCUUUGCACCAUUACCCUGCCCCCUUAGCCUCCAAGCAUAGAUCUCACCCAGUGUUAUCCCACUCACCCCUGCACCAUGCUGCUAGGGAACCCUGGGAAUGCUGCUUGGAAGAACAAAGAGGAAUGCCAGCUGCCAAAAGGCAGCCUCUUUCCCCUUAGCACUGGCUAAGAGCAACUGGCUGGCCCAAGCCAGAGGCAGAAUCAUGGGCAUGAGUUUGCUGCUUGGUGUGUCGAUAGUCCUCAGCAUUUCACUGCAUUCAGUAUGUUCACUGCUUCAAGGGUCCUGACACAUUUUCAAAUUAAAGCUGGAUAGAAAACAGCCAUAAAUCUGUGCACAUUUUGAAGCACUAGCUUUGCCGCCAGUUGGCUUGUUUUAUAUCUGGAUAGACAUUUUAAAACUCCUAAUGAACAGUCCCCAGCUCUGGUAAUCCAGAUCCACGGUGGGACUCUGGAGAACGUGUCUUGGAAGCCAUCUGUUGCAGAAGACUGGCCUUGAUGAAGAAAUCCAGCAUCACCUCAAAUGUGCACGUGCAGCCUUUGAACACCUGAAGAAAUGGGUGUUUGAAGAUUGCAACAUCAGAUCUGAAACUAAGCUCAUGGUUUGUCAAGCAGUUGUGAUCCCCUCCUUGCUGCACCAAACUGAGACAUGGAGAAUGUACAGGAGACAUCUAAAGUUGUUGGAGAAGUACCAUUAAUGCUGCUAUGCUGCUGGCGCAAAAUCUUUUGAAAUAGGUGGAAAGACAGAUGCCCUGAUGUUAGCAUCUUCCUGCAAGCAAACUUCAUGAGUAUUGAGGCAUUGAUCAUCUGGCAUCAACUUUGUUGGGCUGGUCAUGUUAUCUGGAUGUCCAACUCCAGACUCCUGAAUCAAGUUUUAUUCUCGCAGCUCAGCCAAGGUGCAUGCUGAAGUGGAGGGCAGAGAAAGGGCUUCAGGGAUGUCCUCAAGGCCAACUUAAAAGUUGCAAAAUUGUAGUCAGUUCUUGGGAGACUAAUGCCCAGGACCACCCCAAAUGGAGGAAGAGUCUGCUGCAGGGAUCUCAGUACCUUGAAACCUCACAACAACAGGAGAUGGAAAAGUGGGAGCAGCAGAAAUAGUGCGUCACAGACCAAAUCAAGAAUCCAGUACUACCCACCACGCAUGGAAACACAUGUCCGAGCUGCAGUAGAGUCUGUUGAUCCCCGUUAGGCUUCAUCAGCUGUCUUCAGACUCGCAGAUAAGACAAUCAUGUAAGACUAUCAUCCUCAACUAUGAGGGAUUGCUAAAGAAGAAGGAGACAUUUUUAUGGCCUUAUAAUUAUUUUGCACGUGUGGCUGGAAUUCAUUCCUGGGCAGGCAUGAAUACUGGGCUCACAUGACCCGUGGUAAGUUUAAGCUCAUAUGACCCCAGCUAGGUAGUUAUCAAGCCUCCUUUUAAAGACCCCUAAGGUAGGAGGCAGCACCACUUCCCUUGGAAGCUGGUUACAGAUCCAAGCUACCCUGACUGUGAAGCAGUGCCUCCUGAUGUCCAGCCUGAACCUACUGUCAAUCAACUUGUGGCCGUUAUUCCUCGUUACUCCGGGAGGUGCUCGGGGGAACAGGAUCUCACCCAUUCCCCUCUGGUCCCCCCGGGUAAGUUUAUAGACGGCCACUAGAUCCCCCCUCAGCCUUCUCUUGUGGAGGUCUUGUAGCCUCUCCUCAUAGGGCCUGCCCUGCUGCCCCCUGAUCAUGCGGGUGGCCCUCCUCUGGACCGUCUCCAUGUUGUCCACAUCCCUCCUUGGACCUGCUCGUGAUGCAGCUGUGGAUGCAUGACAAGGUGCGGUGGGCCUUCCUGACUGCAUCCUCACAUUGGUGGCCCAUGUUCAUUUUGGAAUCAAUAAUGACUCCAAGAUCUCUUUCUGCCACCGUGCUUUUGAGAAGGGAGUUCCCCAGCCUGUAGGUCUGCUGCUGGUUUUUCCUGCCCAGGUGCAGCACCCUGCACUUGUCAGUAUUGAAUCCCAUCCUAUUCACAUUCAUCCACCCCUGUAACCUGUCCAGGGCCAGUUGUAUCCUGUCCCUCCCUUCUAGCAUGCCUACCUCACCCCAAAUGUUGGUGUCAUCAGUGAAUUUGAAAAGAGUGCUUUUCACCCCCUCGUCCAAGUCGCUGAUGAAGAUGUUGAACAGUGCGGGCCGGAGGACUGAGCCCUGGGGGACUCCACUGCCCACAUCCCUCCAGGUUGAAUAUGACCCGUCCACCACCACUCUGGGUGCAGCCCUCUAGCCAACUUGCGACCCAUCUGACUGUGUAGGCAUCAAUACCACAGUCACCUAGCUUUUUAAUGAGAAUGGGGUGGGAGACAGUGUGAAAGGCCUUCCUGAAGUCCAGAAAGACUACGUCCACCGCAACACCUGCGUCCAAUGAUUUUGUGACCUGAUUGUAGAAGGCAACCAAGUUGGUUUGACAGGACCUGCCCCUAAUGAACCCGUGUUGGUUGGCCUUGAGCAUCCUCCCCACUGCUGGUCCCUCAUUGAUGUGCUCCUGGAUAAUUUUCUCAAAGAGCUUCCUCAGGACUGAAGUAAGGCUAAUGGGCCUAUAGUUGCCUGCAUCCUCCCUCCUCCCCUUUCUGAAAAUGGGGACCACAUUGGCCUUCUUCCAGUCUUCUGGCACCUGGCCAGAGCGCCACGAGUGCUCCUAAAGCUGUGCCGGGGCCCUGCGAUGACCCCUGCCAAUUCCCGCAGCACCCUGGGGUGGACAGCAUCUGGACGUGUGGACCAUCUUGUUAGCUCUAGCUAAAAGCCUUAACUGAGGUGUGGUCAUAUGAACUUAGGUGUAGAAAUGACUGACAGAGAAGUACUGGGGGCACUCUCAAGAUGCUCAAGAAGGCUAGAUUUUGUUUUAUGAAUCUGAACAAGAGAUGUACAUUUAACAUUUACUGGCUGCAGGGCUGCUGGAAAACUGUCUUCUGACUAUUUUUUGCUUAAUUUGUGUUUCUUAGACUUAAUACAUAGUUUUAGAAAAUCUGUUCAUAUUCCAUUAAAGUUAUAUUUCUUUGGCUUUGAUCUGAAACUGAAUACUAUGUAGCAUUAGGUUCCUAGUGUAUUAGUAAAGCUUCUAGUUUCUCCUUCA